This is a messenger RNA of Aspergillus heteromorphus CBS 117.55, 4029 nucleotides long. Its product is annotated as glycerophosphocholine phosphodiesterase. Gene Ontology annotation, biological process: glycerophospholipid catabolic process. The transcript has 4 exons. Gene Ontology annotation, molecular function: protein binding; glycerophosphocholine phosphodiesterase activity. Bases 376 to 3975 code for a protein of 1199 amino acids. The record is from RefSeq and is a predicted model, not a curated record. NCBI's taxonomy places the organism in Eukaryota, Fungi, Ascomycota, Eurotiomycetes, Eurotiales, Aspergillaceae.
CUCCUUUCUGCGUCAUCUGCCUGAAUUCUGUCAGUUUCGGCGGAUUCCUCGACCCGUUGCUGCGUGUCGCGGAGUUUCUCAGGUUUUCCCUCCCAGAAACCAGACGUCUCUUUGUUCCCCAAUGUCUCUCCGUUGAACUAACACAUGGCGUCCUUUUCCUCGAAGCUCUACUUGUCCUUUUCUUUUUGUCUGCAUCGGAUAUCUCCGUCCUCUAGUGUCUGAGCUCUCCGUGUCCGCUCCCUGGUGGCGCUCUUUUGGAUUCGUUGGUUCUCCUCCACGAUAUAAAGACUCGAUCAGCUCCAUCGUCUCAACGGCGAUUCGCAUUGCUCUCUCCAUCAUACACCAACCACAACAAGUUCGAACCUAUCCGGCAAGAUGAAGUUCGGACGGAAUUUGCCCCGUAAUAUGGUGCCUGAGUGGAGUGCCUCCUACAUCAGAUACAAGGCAUUGAAGAAGCUCAUCAAGGCUGCGGCGGAGAAUGUGAAGGCUGGCCAAGAGGCAGACCUGGCAGGAUUCUUCUACUCCCUCGAUCGAAAUCUCGAGGACGUCGACUACUUUUACAAUAAGAAGUAUGCGGACUUCGCCCGGCGCCUAAAGUUGCUAGAAGACCGGUACGGACACUCUCUGGAUCGUGGCCAUCGCUUGGACUCCGAGGAAGUGGAGGACCUUCUGGCUGCGUUGCUGGAGCUGCGCGGUCAGCUGCGCAAGCUGCAGUGGUACGGCGAGGUCAACCGCCGAGGGUUCAACAAGAUCACCAAGAAGCUGGAUAAGAAGGUUGGCGUGCAAGCGCAACAGAAGUACCUGGAAACCAAGGUCGAGCCGGCUCCGUUUGCUUCGAACACCCGGGUGACCGACGCGUUGAAGAAGAUCAACGACCGCCUGUCCGUCCUGGGUGAGCAGAAGGUCAACGACGAUGCUAGCUCCACCCACUCCUCCCUAUCGCUGAAGAAGGGCCCUGCGCGCCCGAACUUGAAUCUGCCGGCGAGCAUGCUUCAGACCGUGGAUGACGCGCUGCGCAAGGAUGACACCCAUGUCCUGCUGGAAUUGCUCGAGACUCUGAAGGCGGCGGCGGAUGACUAUGGCAAGGAUGUGUAUCCCAAGGUUCUCAGCAAUCUCCUUCAGCGGUCCAUCUACUACCGUUCCAAGGCGUGCGUCUCGGCUCUUCUCGGCCGCAUGGAGACGCUGGAGGAGGAAGAUGAUAUUAACAAGCGCAAUUGCAUUCAUCGCCUGGUGAUCGCAAUUGGUCGCGCGCAGUCUACCUCCGACUCGGAACAGUCUGCCUCCAUGGUCCUCGACUUCCCCCUGGAAACUUCGAACUACAUCACCCCUGCGGCCCUGCCCACCCUGCAGCCCCCUCGCUCGGUGGUGAUGGAGGCGGAUCUCCCGAGCCAUCUGGACCGGUCUGAUCCGUCGGUGUCGCUCUUGCAGCAUGUAUUGGACCAGUUGAAGAGAGAACACCGAAGUGCUCUGCUGGCGAAAGAUAUCUCCGGGCGCACUCCACUGCACUAUGCGGCGCAGUAUGGCUUCAAGGUCGUCUGUGAAGUGAUCAUUGAGCAUCUGCAGGCGUGGGAUAUGUUCGAAGUCACGGAGGGCAUUGACAGCCCGCGCUGGCAGGACAAUGACGGUUGGGCGCCGUUGCACCUGAGUGUGGUCGGCGGUCAUCCCCUGACGACUCGCGUCCUUCUCGACUCGGAAAACUGGCACGGUGCCAACAAGGACAAGGCAAAGAUCCGCAAGCAGGUUUCCCGGUCCAGUGCGGUGCUUGCCCUGGCCACCAAAGCCAACUUUGUUGACAUCGUCCAGCUCCUGGUUGAGGCCGGCGUUGACAUCAAUUAUCAGGAUGAACAGGGCGAAACCGCGUUGCAUGUCGCCGCCCGCUUUGGCCACGACAAAUGCGCGAAGAUCCUUCUCGACGGGAACGAUGAGCAAAAGGCGGAUACCGAGCUUGCGGAAAACACCUAUUCCUGGACUCCGUUGUUUAUCGCCUGUGUCGACGGGGCGCUAGGAGUGGCGGAACUGUUGAUCGAGGCUGGCGCUAACGUGGAGCGACUCGACUCCUCUGGCUGGACUGCAAAGGAGCAUGCCGCUCUGCGAGGCCAUCUGGAUAUCGCCCGGUGCCUCGCGAAGGUCACCCCCGAGCCGGAGAUCGCUGAAGCCGAGCCUGUCAUCCCUGUUCCUACUCCGUUGGCUGAGCCACCCUCGCCUCCCCUGUCCUCGCUUGCCGAGAGGCGGUCCAAUGUCAACCCUGGGGCGAGCUCUACCCUGCGCAACUCGGAGCCCAUCAAGACUUUCGGACACAGAUAUCUCACCGAUGAGUCCAUGAUCUUGGUCAGCCUGGGGACGAUGGAUAUGCGGAGUCAUGUGGAAGCCGUCAACCUCGACCGCAUUCCCAUGGAGAACGCGCACUCCACCCAGCUGGACACUGCGCUGUCCCUGGUUGUGUCUGCCAGCGGAGCUCAUGGAGAGCCGGAGGUCAUCGAUCUGCCUGUGCAGGAGAACAUCUCAACCGAACCGAUCGUUUUCCACGCCGCGGAUGCUACCAAGGUGAGGCUGCUCUUCGACUUGAUUCCCACGUACGCCGGCUCGAAAGACAAGGUGGUAGGACGUGGUGUUGCCUUGCUGUCCAGUAUCAAACCCACGGUGGGAUCACACCGCAUCAACCUCAAGGGCGACUCCACGGUACCUAUUGUGGCUGCCAAUACUCUCGAGGUCAUUGGCUCGGUGACCUUCAACUUCCUUAUCAUCACUCCUUUCCAGCACCCGAACAUGACAGUCACCGGGGCUCAGACUUACUGGAGGAGUAUGGCCUCGACCAUGGUGAUCGGACAUCGCGGUCUGGGCAAGAACAUGGCCAGCCGCAACUCUUUGCAGCUGGGCGAGAACACUAUCCAGUCGUUUAUCGCUGCUGCUAACCUGGGUGCAUCGUACGUGGAGUUCGACGUGCAGCUCACUAAGGACCACGUGCCGGUCAUCUACCACGACUUCCUUGUCAGCGAAACCGGUAUCGAUGCGCCCGUUCACACUCUCACCCUCGAGCAAUUCCUCCAGCUCGGUGACAAGGGCCCCAUUCGCCGGCCGGGCUCUCCCUCCCAGGCGGACAUCUUCGGGGACAAGUUCAACAGCUCUUCCUUCCGCCAGCGGUCGAUGUCUGUGGGCGGCUCCGAGUACGACCCGUCGGAGAUGAACGAAAAAAUCAAGCACACGCGCGAUUUCAAGAAGAAGGGCUUCAAGGGCAACAGUCGCGGCAACCACAUCCAGGCGCCGUUUGCGACGUUGGAAGAGUUGUUCCACAAAUUGCCCAGCUCCGUGGGGUUCAACAUUGAACUGAAAUACCCGAUGCUCCACGAGAGUGAGGAGGAGGAGAUGGACACGUAUGCAGUGGAGCUGAACUCCUUCGUGGACACGAUCCUCGCCAAGGUCUACGAUAUGGGCCAGGGUCGCAACAUGAUCUUCUCCAGCUUCAACCCGGAUAUCUGCCUGCUCCUCUCCUUCAAGCAGCCGUCCAUCCCGGUGCUCUUCCUGUCGGACUCCGGCGCUUCUCCCGUCGGCGACAUCCGCGCCAGCAGCUUGCAGGAGGCGAUCCGGUUUGCGUCCCGGUGGAACCUGCUCGGCGUCGUGUCGCAGGCAGAAGCAUUGGUCCUUUGUCCGCGCCUGGUCCGAGUCGUCAAGGAGUCCGGUCUGGUCUGCGUGUCGUACGGCGCGAUCAACAACGAGCCCAACAACGUCAAGCUCCAAGUAUCCGAGGGAAUCGACGCGGUGAUCGUGGACUCGGUCCUCGCCAUCCGGAAGGGCCUCACCGAGCACCAGGGCAAGGGCGACACGCCCGGCGUGUCGCCGCAGCCCAGUCCGCUGGCCCAGCCGGCGUCCGGCGCCCUCAAGGACUCCAUCUCGAUUCCGGUUCUCAGCCACACGGAGCAGAAGGACGAUCAUCUUCAUGUCAAGCCGGAGGCGAUCUUCGCGUCUCAUCUUGAGUGAGCUGAUUGAUCGUACUUGGUCAUUUCCUUUUAUUUAUCAUACAUUUCUUUGAUU